Molecule: messenger RNA, 4356 nt
Organism: Callithrix jacchus (white-tufted-ear marmoset)
Lineage: Eukaryota; Metazoa; Chordata; Mammalia; Primates; Cebidae
Source: RefSeq, a predicted model, not a curated record
AUGUUUCCGUGUCACCCGCCGAGUCGCCGGCGCUGGGCUCGGCCGCCGGCUCCCGCCUGCCUCCGUAACAGCAGAAAGCGUGCGAUUAGCAGCCAGACAGGCGGGGACUCAGGGCCCGCGGGGCCGCCGCACACGCCGCCCGCGGCCCGGGCCCGCGCCCCCCCGCCUGCCGGGUGGAGUGGCAAAGUCCGAGCCCGGCAGCCGACCCUACGUCCCUACGUGGGGAGGGGAGAAAGUGCCGGUGCCGCCGUGACCUACUGGGGUCCCCCGCCGGAGGCUAGAGGGUGGCGGCCUUUUGACCUUCGAAAGGAGACCCGGGCCUCCAGCAGGCCCUCUGGCUUCGCGCUCUGUCGCCCGGAGUGGGUGGGAGAUGGGGGUGGCCGAGGCUCGGCUGCUCCUGGCCCUGAGCUUCAGAGCCCUAUUUUUUCCUCCGCGAUCUCUGCACACAACAGUAGGCAGCCUCUCCCAGCACCACGCUCCCAGCUGCAGGGUCUGGGAGCAGGUGUUCCUGCCCGGCCGGAGUGGCGGCUCCGAGCCCCUCCUGCCCCAGCUGCGGGGCUGUGCGCGGUGCGGCGGGGGGGAGGCCUGCUUAUCGUGGUAGCAGAGGGACAGGAACAUCUCAUCGGACAGCAGGAAGGGUCCUCCCGGCUUACACCGGGAUACCUCAGGGCGCCGGCCGUCGCCUGGGGCGAGGAAGGAUCAGGGGUGACGCGCGGCCAGCCCUCGUCUGGAACAGCCCUGGGGCCAGCGGAGGCCGCUCGGGGCGGCGCGAGGGCUUCCGGUCCCCGUGACUGCGGCGGCGGCGGCGGGGCGGCCGCGAGGAGCACCCUACCCCGGCUGCCGCCGCGGCGCGGCUCUCGGAGCGGCGCCCUCUGUGUCUGGCAGCGCCGCCUUCGGCUUGCGUUGGGAUGGGGACCGCGGGGUGGUCUUGGCCCAGCCCCCACGGGGAACGGCGGGGAGGCGGGGGCCAAAGGCCCCGCGGGAAUGGCCGCGCGCUCCCAGCCCCCCUCCACGCCACCGCCGCUGAUAUGGCGGGCACGUGAAGCGCAGCUCGGCGCCCCGGCGCCAGCCUGGGAGCGGCCUGCCCCGCCGGCUCAGCUUACCCGCGGGCCCAGGAACGCGGAACCGAGCCUGGCCGUGCCCCGCGGAGUCUGCGGCCCCGCACCCCCUCCCCGCCUGCGCCCGGCCUUGGGGCCGCGCCAGGCGGCUCGCCCGAGGGGAACUCGGGCUGACUAAUGGGACGCGUGUGGGCCUUACGUGAGGCCGGGCUGUCAGCGGAUGCCCGCUUGCCCGGAGCUUAGACUGCGGCCAAGCUUUUCGGGGAAGGGCGAGAGGAGGGGUUUCCCCACUGGGCGGUUUCGGCUCCCCAGGGACAGUCCGGCCGGGGCAGGCCCCAGGCUUUGGUUCUUGCAGCCUGGCCUGGAGAUGGCAGAGUCUGCGUGUGCCUGGCGCCACGGUGCCGACCCUCUUGGGGACGGGGUGGGAGCCUCGGGGCUGUGGGCUAGAGGCUAGGUCUGGGGCGCCCGCCUUGAUGUUUGCGCUCUGGGGCUAGCCACUGGGCUGGGGGGAAUUUGCAGGCCGCCCUGAGGUCGUGGAGUUGGAUACCAAAACCUUCCUCAACAGUCUUCCGGAAACCCCUUCGUGAAAUUCCUGUGCGGAAAGAAGGAUUUCUAAAACUCCCCGAGGGUCCGGUUCUGUAGAACUCGGGUUCUAAGGAGUGUGAUUUCCUUUUUCUCCCUUUAUAGGGGCCUGUAAAUGUCAGAAGAGUUUCUUCUUAUUUCUUAUUAAUAACCACCUUAUGUUGACUUCGUUAUAUGACCCUCCGAAGUAUAACUACCUGUUUAGUUUCAAGGCAGAGUGCGAUGGCGAAACCUCGACCAGUAACUAAGAGAAGGAAAACCCGGCCGCGAGCUUGGGUUGGAUACAGGAUAAAUCCUCAUCACGCAUCCCUGGUUUUAUUCAGCCUAAUUACACUCGUAAUCCAGCCCCCCACGAGAAAGCUCGAAACCCUGCAGUCGAGGUGCGACUUUUCCUGGGGAGCCCCGCCAAUGGGGAGUGGGUUGUCGGUGGAGGGGAGGUGGGUUUUAAAUGUCACUUCCAAAUGUAUGUUUUCCUUCAGCCUCUUUCCUUUUUUCUUUCCUUCCUCUUUCUUUCUUUUCCUUUUUUGAUGCAGUUUUCGAAAAGAGCAUUUUUUUCGAGAUAAGAAGUGACCGAUCAAAAUCGCUGAGGGGAGGUUGUAAGCAGCCGCUUUGCCCCAGCUUAGCGUUAUCUUAUCUUUCACACUUGCAUGGCGGAAAAAAAAUUGGCUUAUCUUUAUCCCCACCCCCUUCUCGCCUUAAUUGCUAAAAAACACUGGUGUGUUAAACCGGGAGGAAGGAGGUCUCUGGAUUGUCAGUGGAAAAGGAAGAUUCAAAAAUGUGGGCUCCCGGGAGAAGCAAGGGUGGCAGAAUUUAUUCUCCGCUCCCCCCCCAAGCCUCUCCAGUACAACACAGAGGGUGUAGUCCAGGGUGGAAGGAAGGAUGGUUCAAUUUUUUUUUUUUUUUUUUAAGAACAAAAUCUGGGGAUGGCCUGGGGUCGGGUGACUUCCCCAGGCCUCGCUUUCUGAACUUCUCCCCUCCUUCAUCUCUCAAAAGCUGCUGGUGGGUCUGGGUUGAGGCCUCUCACUCUGCCUUCGUCCUCCCUCCUCUAGACACAGCCUCCUUUUGGGGAGAGGGGAAUGCAAGGCUGGGACGCAUAGCCUGCUGGAAAUCAUUAAAAUAUAUGCGAGUGUCUGCAAACACACACUUUUAAAUCAUGGCGUUUCCCCUCCACGCUGGUCUAUUUAAACUCCAGAGCGAGCUGGAUCUCCUCCCUCUCAGUCGUUUGUCUGUGUCAGCGACAGGCCGCUAAUGGCCGGGCUUCCAGGCGCUGUGCAUUAUGCAUUAGCCUCCUCCCUCCGCAGCACACAGAAGGUUCUGUCAGGCCGCGCCACACAAACCACCCUGAGCCCCCACCCCACCCCCCGCACUCACUGCCGGGGCUUCGCGGCUGCUAACGCGCUGGAAACGCUGGGAUGGAGAGGGGGAUGAGCAUCGAGAGCAGAGUGGUUCGGAAGGUGGAAUGGGAGCGGGUGAAAUGUGCCGAAGACUACGCCGUUUGGAAUCCCCAGCCCGUUGUGAGCCCCAAAGCUGUGCUCUUGGCUGCGACCUUCUCGAAGCAAACAUCCCGCUCAACUCACCUCUGUGACUGACUUUGUUGGGUGGCGGGGGGCGCGGGUCAGAGGUAUUUAGAGACAUAUCAGCACUGCAUUCCCUUCUGCUGGUCCGUACACACCUUCCUGCCGCAGGCGAGGGACUGACAGGGCCUUCUCCACCCCUCCAGUUCGGGAGUGGUAUCGCGAAGGGGUUUGGGGUGGUGCGAUUUCGCAGGGACCUGGUGGGAGUGGAGGAAGGAAGCUGGAUACAAAAUGGCUGGGGCUGGAGGCCGGCACACUGGGUCCGAAGGCGAGUGGUUGGUAGUUCUCCGCCCCCUCUCUCUGCGGUUCCCACUCACUGCCCCCAGCCGGGUAAAAUAUGCGCAGGAGGCGCCUUUCUAAAUAAGCAGCGGAGGAGGGACGUGGCGUCCGGGUUUAUCUGCUGGAGCAUCCGGCCCAGCGCGGCGGCGUCGAAGUCUCUUAAGCCCUUGCCGAGCGAAAGACACGGUCUCCCAGAAGCCUCCUGUAUUUAUGUCCAUUUGGUCGACACCCAACCACCCUGCGGGCCCCCAUAAUGUACAGGCUAGUUUACCCAAGCGUGCCUGAGUUCGGGGAGCUCAGGGCCUGACCCAAAUCAAGCCCAGACCAGAAAUUCCGAGACGGUUGCUAGGAACCACGGAGAGCGUGCGCCUAGGGCCUUCCUCCCCCAAACACCCAAUAACCCUCCAAAGGCCAGGAAGAAGAAAGAGCAAUCAGGUUCCACCUGGCGACCGUUAAGUCCAGCAGUCUUUAGCCCUGGGAGGCAGCUACCUUUAGAUGUUUCCAGAUGAGUGAAAUCCUGGGAGAAGGAUGGGCCUCCUCUUGUUACCUCGUUUAAGUUUCAGGGGGGCAAGCCAGCCGUGCCUUGUGCUUGGUGGACGGGGCUGUCGAUCUUCUUUAAAGUGCUAUUGGAUAAGCCCAGAGUUCUUGUGACAAGUGACCAGAAGACUUUAAGUGUGAGUGUGUUUUAAGAGAAAGACUACCUCACAUGUAAAAAAAUAUAUGAUCUGUACUCAUGCAAGUCCCACCUGUUCCAGUACCAAAUGUCAUCCUCCUGAGAACAGCCUCCGAGGAGGGCCACUGGAGGGAGGCCUACAGAGCUUUAUGAUGUGGAUCCCACACAUAAGUUAUAAAUGAACCUUGCA